CCGGGGGGCGCCGCCGCUUUAGCCCUCCCCGCGCCGCGCCGACCAUCCCCCGCGGCGGCCGGGGGCGCCGGGCUCCGCAGCGACUCGCCGGUGCCGCCCCGAGGAGCCGCCGCCGCUGCCUCGGCCCCGUUCCAGUCCCUGGUUAAAUGGAAGCCACACCUGGGAUCUGGAUGGUUUCUACUGACAUAGAUUUUGCAUAGCAGCUCCAUCGCUCAGGAGGUUGCAAUGAGUGGAGGAGGGGAACAGCCUGACAUCCUCAGUGUGGGAAUCUUGGUCAAAGAAAGAUGGAAGGUGUUGAGGAAAAUAGGAGGUGGAGGAUUUGGAGAAAUUUACGAUGCACUGGACUUGCUUACUCGGGAAAAUGUUGCACUCAAGGUCGAAUCAGCUCAGCAGCCAAAGCAAGUGCUGAAAAUGGAAGUAGCUGUGUUGAAGAAAUUGCAAGGAAAAGAUCAUGUCUGUAGAUUCAUUGGAUGUGGAAGGAAUGACAGAUUUAACUAUGUGGUCAUGCAGUUGCAGGGUCGGAACUUGGCAGACCUGCGUCGGAGCCAGUCUCGAGGAACAUUCACCAUUAGCACCACUCUGCGGCUUGGGAAGCAGAUUCUGGAAUCUAUUGAAAGUAUUCAUUCUGUGGGGUUCCUGCACAGGGACAUAAAGCCAUCUAACUUUGCAAUGGGACGCUUUCCUAGCACCUGUAGGAAGUGUUAUAUGCUGGAUUUUGGCUUGGCACGACAAUUUACCAACUCGUGUGGGGAUGUCAGACCACCACGAGCUGUCGCUGGUUUUCGAGGAACGGUACGAUAUGCAUCCAUCAACGCUCACAGGAACAGAGAAAUGGGUCGGCACGAUGACCUCUGGUCCCUCUUCUACAUGUUGGUGGAAUUUGUGGUUGGGCAACUGCCUUGGAGGAAAAUAAAAGAUAAGGAGCAAGUAGGCUCCAUUAAAGAAAGGUACGAGCACAGACUUAUGUUGAAACAUCUUCCUCAAGAAUUCAACACCUUUCUGGAUCACAUUGCUAAUUUAGAUUACUUUACAAAGCCUGAUUACCAGCUUCUCAUGUCUGUGUUUGACAACAGCAUGAAAACAUUUGGGGUUAUUGAAAGUGACCCUUUUGACUGGGAGAAGAGUGGAACUGACGGUUCUCUGACGACGACAACGACUUCAACCACACCUCAGUUACACACUCGUCUCACUCCAGCUGCAAUUGGAAUUGCCAAUGCCACUCCCAUCCCAGGGGACUUGCUGCGAGAAAACACAGAUGAAGUUUUCCCUGAUGAGCAGCUCAGUGAUGGAGAGAAUGGUAUUCCAGUUGUUGUCUCGCCAGAGAAACUACCCGGAUCCCCUGGGCAUCAGCGUCCUCAGGAAAAAGAUGUUUGGGAAGAAAUGGAUGCGAACAGAAACAAAAUAAAACUGGGGAUAUGUAAGGCUGCUACAGAGGAAGAAAACAGCCAUGGGCCAGUGAAUGGAAUGCUUAAUGCACCAAGUCUUGGUUCUCCAAUUCGUGUUCGCUCAGAGACCACCCAGCUGGACAGAGAUGUCCCGCUCGUGCGGAAGUUACGUUCCAUUCACAGCUUUGAGCUGGAGAAGCGUCUGACGUUGGAGUCAAAGCCAGACACUGAUAAAUUUCUUGAGACCUGUUUGGAGAAGAUGCAGAAAAACUUGAAUGCUACAGCAGAGCCUCCUGCUGCUGCUCCUCCUCUUUCUCAGAAAACACCUAUUCCCGCCCCCGGGACUGCCCGUAUGGACCAUGUCUGGCACUAUGAUGAAGAGUAUCUUCCAGAUGCUUCCAAGCCUGUGUCAGCUGGCUCUCCAGAACACCCUGAUGGUGUUAUUAGCAAUGGAUUUGUAGCUGUCAACUUAAGCUCCUGCAGGCAAGAGAUUGAUUCUAAGGAAUGGGUGAUAAUAGAUAAGGAACGGGAUUUACAGGACUUCAGGACAAAUGAGGCUUUAGGACACAAAACAACUGGAAGCCCCUCAGAUGAAGAGCCAGAGGUACUACAAGUUCUAGAGGAGUGCCCUCCAGAAGAGCAGCCCAGAGAGAGUGGCUGGGCAGGAAACAGUGUCCAUGCCAAGAAUGAAACCUCAGGAGUGGAGCUUGUUUUAGCCAUGGAGUGUCAUCCUGCUGCUUCUGAACAGCUUACAGAUAAAUUGGAACUUCUGUCUGGAGCUGCUGGACAGCUUCUUGCAGCCACCCCUACGAGUCCUAUGGAGGCUCAGGCAGAAGGAGCACUCACUCCGCUCAACUCAUCUCACAUGCUGCAUUUCUCCACUCCAAGAGUUUCAAGUCCCAUUCUCCGCACCAUGAGCCCUAUAGCCUGUCUUUCCAUCCACUCGGACCCUCUGAGAGAGGCUGGUUUACCAAGGAGUCAAUCAGCUGAGAGCCACUCCUCUUCCUCACGCUCAACCGGUCGUAGGCAGCUUCCUGUCAUUCCCUGUGGCAACAGGUUCCCCCCUGUCAUUCGCAUCUCAAAAGCACAACUUCAGCAGAUAACAAUACCUAGACCUUCAGUGGCAUCCACGCAGUCUGCCUCCGAGAGCUUUCAUUAUGGCCACCAGCUAGAGAAAAGAGAGCAGGAUGCUCAGUCUAUGGAACACACCGUGGAACUUUCCUCCCCAAAGGAAAGUUUGCCAGGCUUGGUUGUGGCAGGAGACACACUCCCAGCUAGUGCCAGCAGACCGGAUUUGGUACUUAAUAUCAGCCAAGAGGUGCUUGACAGGGAAGGUCUUGUCAACGUCCUGGACUGUAGCCAAAAGGACCUCCCUGAAGAGCACAGUGGGAUACAGGAAGAGAAAGAACUUGAAAAUAUCCCUGUAGAGGAGGCUGAGGAAGAAGGGCUUGCAGGGGUUUCUGAGGACGCCGUCGACAUGCGAAGCAAAGAACAGAACUCUUCUCUGCCAGGAAACUCGAAGUCUGCAGAGGAAGAACCUCUAACAAAUACUGAAGCUGCUGAUGAAUCAAAGCCAAGGCCCCUCAGUUUGGUGCCAAACCAAGAUGAGGUUCUGAAGUCGAUAGCACCUAAACCAUUAGAGUUGUCUCCCUCAAGGCUUACCAACGCACACGUUAAUAGACAGGCAAGCAAAACAGAACCUCUUCAGGAAAACGGUUUUCAUUCUAGUAAGGAAGAAGUCCAUAUCCAAGACUUGAAAUGCCACCAAGUGGCCCUUAGUACUUUUUUGCACCAGGAGGACAAAAAAGAGAAAAAUGCUCCCAGGAAUGGAGAGUUGUUCCACUGCAUUUCAGAGAAUGAGAGUUCUCAUCGAUCUAAGAAGGACUUAGUUAAACCUCCUUUUGUAUUCAGGCAGAGCCGAAUCCCAGUUUUAGCACAAGAGAUAGACUCAACAUCAGACUCCUCUUCUCCAGUUUCAGCAAAGGAAAAGCUUCUUCUAAAAAAGGCCCAUCAGACAGACUUGGUCAGACUACUCAUGGAAAAGAGGCAGCUCAAAUCUUUCCUCGGUGACCUCUCAAGUGCCUCUGAUAAGUCACUGGAGGAAAAAAUGGCCCCUGCUCCAGUAGCGUUUUCUGAGGAUGAUGUCUUAUCCUCGUUUUCUAGAUUGACACUGGACUCUCAUCUCAGCAAACAGACAGAAGAUAACUCUUUAUCUCCAAGCAGCCCUCAGUCCAGAAAAAGCAAGAUUCCAAGGCCAGUGUCCUGGGCAACCACUGAUCAAGUCACCAGUUCGAGUUCAGCUCAGUUCUUUCCUCGGCCACCACCAGGAAAAGCCCCUACUAGACCUGUGGUAGAAGCUAGGUUACGCAGAUACAGAGUCCUGGGGAGCAGCAGCUCGGACUCGGAUCUUCUCUCUCGGCUGGCUCAAAUCCUUCAGAAUGGAUCUCAAAGACCAAGGAGUUCUACCCAGUGUAAGAGUCCAGGAUCUCCACACAGUCCCAAAACACCACCCAAAAGCCCCGUCAUCCCCCGGCGCAGUCCCAGUGCCUCCCCUCGGAGCUCUUCCUUACCCCGUACUGCCAGUUCUUCUCCAUCCCGGGCUGGGAGACCCCAUCAUGACCAGAGGAGUUCAUCCCCACAUCUUGGGAGAAGUAAAUCACCUCCCAGCCAUUCAGGCUCCUCAUCUUCUAGGAGAUCCUGCCAACAAGAGCACUGCUGCAACAAACCAAGCAAGAAUGGUCUGAAAGGAUCUGGCAGUUCCUUCCACCACUCCUCAAACACUAAGACUACCACAGGGAAGAGUAAAUCAACCACUAAGCUUAGCAGAUAGGAACUGGGGCCUCGACAGGUAUAAAGCCUCCUCCUAAACCCGAUGCAUGUUGUGUCUGUGUACUGUGUAUUUAAAAAAACUUAUCCAAAAAAGAAGUAUAUUAAAAAAAAAGGUGUUGACUCAGCGCUUUUUAAAGAAAGUAUGCAUCAUAAACCAUUCAUCACAGAGCAUCCUGUGUAAAUAAGUGGCCAGGCAUUGCCUAAGAGCAAGGCAGCAAGCAGAUCCGUGAGAAGGGAAGUAGAGGCCAGGAUAAGAGUGACUAGAUAGUCAAAGAGGUGCAAUGCAUUGAGAGUAACAAACCAUCUCCAAGGUGAGUGUUUGAAAAGGGUAUUUAUUUCUGUGGUUUUAGUUUGCCUAGCUAGAUUUGGCCUGAUUUUUUAAGGCCUUACAUACUCGAGGAGUGUGUAAGAAAACACGCCAUGGUUCUUCCCAAAAUGAUGUACUGCUCAAGCAUAUUGUCACAGCUUUAGAGAAGCACACAAUUCAGAAGAUGAUGAUGUUUCUACCUUAGAAUUCUCUCUGAUUUUUUGAGCUGCACACAUCUCUGAGUCACUCAGUGCCCUCGUCCCCUAGCUGCCAUGGCACAGAUUUUACCUAAGGAAGUAUCACAUACCUUGCCCUUUCUUGACACUGAUGACAGUAAAAUAAACAAUACCAUGUGAACAUAUGCCAGGUUUUUUUAACCUUUAGAAAUUUGCUUAGUACUAAUCAGGAUCCAAGAAGCUAAUUCUCGUUUCUGUACCUUACACUUCUUCAGGAGUUCUUCAAACUCUGUUCAGUAGAAUUUGGAAAAGCAUUCCUGUCUAGGAGAGGAGAGAAAGGAGAUGUCUGCCUUUCACUGAAUGCUGCAGAUUGACACUAAAUUUCAAUGUAAGUUAGAAAAGAAGCUUGAGAACAGAAGUACCUGUUUUAUUGUCCCCCCCUUAACUGCGAGAACCCUUUGUCAUUGCUGGCUGUUGUUCUUCAAUCAGUUAUGGAUCACUGAAACCAGUGGUCCUAGUGUGCAGAGAUGAUUACCAACACAGAUUUGCUUCUUGUUGUCAUUUGUUUUAGAAAAAGAUGAUGAGAGAUGAGGAGAUUGUCUGCUUUGUGGAUUUGGUUGGUUGUAGGUGACUCAACACCCUUACACGAUCUGGGUAAGAGUACUGGUCGUUAAAGCAAAAUGCACAGAGAGGAGUCUGAGGUGAUUUUAUUGUUGGAUUCUUGUCAUUCUUUUGCCCAAAUGGUUUUUCAGUAGCCAAGCUUCACUGUCUGUCAGUAAAGUCUGUGGUGUCCAACUCCUCCGGCUUUGUUUGGCAGAUACUCUUGUGCCCUCCAGGAUCUCUGUAGGGAGCUUAAACGGUACAGCACCUUUUGCUAUAUUCAGAGGAGAAUAGUGGGUCAGAAUAGAGACUCAGCUCAAGCUUGAGGGAAACAUGCAGCCAACUCUCCCUGGUUAUUCCUGUUGUGGGGACACUGGAUGCAUAGGAGCCUUGUCAGUUACCGAUCUGCUUGCUGUAGUCACAUGCCUCCAGCCAACAUCUGUGCUUUUUUAUUUCACCUCAGCCAAAUGAAUACCUUUGGAUUCAAAAGGGAAUAUUUUGUCUCUGAGCUAACACAUUCUAAUGCUGCAUUAAAGCUGCCCUGGAGCUGCACUGAAUCUCACUCGCUUUGUCAGACUAUGUUGACUUUUCUGUUUCCUUUCCCUUUUCUUACUAUGAAUGUGUAUAUUGUUUCCCAUACGUAAUGUAGCACAGUGUGGAACCUUAAUUUCAUUCAGGUUUCAAGCACUACAGUUGAAUGCAAUAGGUAGGGUAUACCUGCUUUUUCUGAAGAACCUGUACCCUUGGAAAGUCCUGUUCCUCUGUAUUAUAUUGUAUAAUAGGUGCUAUUCCAAUAAUUGCAUGUCUUCAUGGUAAAUUAUAUAAUAUAAAAUUUAUAUCUAUACAUACAUGUAUAUGCUUAUAUAAACUCAUUCUUUCUCAUGUUUCAUUUGUAAUUUAUGGGCCACAAAUAAUACAGCUCCCUUUCUGGUAGUCCCUGAACACAUUUGGCAUUGCAUCUUUCAUUUCCUCCCCAAAAUUCCUGGAAUGCACAAAUUCUAACAGCCUUUAUACAUUGGUCCGAGAUGGAAGGACUGCUGAUUUCUCAACCAGCCAAUGUUUUGUCUUGCAGCUUGGCUUUUCUUUCUCUAUGGUUUUGUGUGUACAUUUGCACAGGGAACAAGAACAGAGACUCAAAGAGAUUCUUAUUUUUGAUUACAGGUAGGGCUGUGGUUACUUGUGUCUGUGUCACGAUGUGAGUUCUGAAUUGUUACAAGUGCUCAUCAAAUAGGGGCAGUGACAGUCAAUGAAUGUGACAACAAAUUCCAUCUUUUCCUUUCUCCCUUCCUCAUCUUUCCUUAUGGUACACUAUCAAGAGAAUUUGGUUCCAUUGAGACGUUUUUGUCCUGGGCACUGCUGGAAUUAUUUGUUAAGGUUGGUGUGGCAACCUGUGGUUAUUUUGCCUCCUCUCUCCCUUAUUUCUGAAGAGCAUUUAUUAUGGUCUUGUAAGCUUAUUCCAGCAUUAACAUGGUCAGUUUUGAUAGCUACUACCUUUACUUGUCUGAAAUGGUGAAGUUGAGGUGUUUCUGUUUUCUCUCCAGCAUAGUGGGAUCCAGAAACAGGUAAUUUGCUUUACAGGUGAGAAAGAAUAUACCACUUAAGGAUGUUUUUUAUGCUGCCUUCAAAAUGCAGACGUGUCCAUUGUUACACAUUACUGUGUAAAACACAUCAAUGCUGUAGAAACUCACUUUUACUUGAACUACUUGCCAAUGUAAAAAUAGUAAACUAUGCCAAAACAGAGAAAGAGAUAUCAGUCAUGAUUGGUGACCCAGGCUUCUUUCAGUGCAGACCAAAGUAAAAGGACUGUGUAUCCCCAGUGGAUCCACGCUGUGGAUUCAACGGGAUCUAGCGAGGAAAUCAUGAUGGUAUAAGUGGUGGAGUGAUUGUGAAUAACUUCUCUUGAACUACUCAUGCUUCUGGAGAUUUGUAUUGCUUGAUACCCACCCUCCCUCCAAAAGUUUACAGAAUUGCUUACUGUAGUCUAAUGUAGCAAUCAGUUAAUGUAGUGACCAGUCAGCUGAUCAACUCACACAUAAAUAUUAGCUUCAUAUUUCUAGAGGGCCUGUAUAUUCAUCAAGAGCUCUGUAAGCUUCAGUGUUUGAAUAUGCAACUGACUCUGCAUAAAAGCACCAACAUCCAUGUGUGUGGCCCAUGUGCAGAGUGUGAAUGGAUGGUUUACAGAAGAUUAUCUGCAACAACUUACCAGGGACGUGGCAGGUUUUUCUGCAGUGUAGGGAAGGGUUACGGGUAUUCUGUGUCACGCUGUGCUUUGUCCUCUCCAAGCCUCCGUGUCUUUGGAGGGCAGUGAGAUGGAGCCAUGGCAUGGAGCUGGUGCUGCACACUCAUUUCCUCUUUAUGGUGUUUCCUGUGUUGUGGGGCAGAACUUUGGAGCAUUUCUGUAGAGAAUUCGAGGCACGAAGCCUUUUAAACUAAAACAGAACUUGAAAAGACUGAACAUUUCACACAGACUUCCGUGCUGCAUUAUUGCAUGGGGUAAUGAAUCUAAGUUACAACCUCACAAAUCUGUAUUAAGAAACCUCAUUAUUAAUGACAAAUGCCAACUUCUACUUCAGUAAAACCCUGUUAAAAGUCAUGGAAGGUGUGAGACAGUAGAGCAACACCCGGCAAGUUGUAUGAUGCUAUGCACCUCUAGCUACUGCUUGAGCAGGAUUGGUGAGCAUAGAGAAUUCCACUGCUCAAAGGCAGGAGCAAUAUGAGAUCUUGAAAAUCAUUUAGGAGGCAGACCCUUGGAGAGUAACAUGGGGCAUUCCUGGUAGCCCCCAGCCAUGUCAUGUCUUGGGAAAGCUGGACAUAUCCUUGCCUUGGAGUCUGCAUGCUUGAGAUCAAGCUUUCUUGCAUACCUCAGUAAACAGCCUUCAUGUAAAAGGGAGGAUCUGGUCCUAUAUCAUUAAAAAAAGUAGCUUGAAAGAUUCUUCAUCUGAAAGAAAACCUUUGCAAGAGCUCUGUCAUUUAUAAUUUGUAGCAUUAGGAUGUUAACUCUAGCUGGGAAACACACAGUCUUUACUUUCUGUCUAUAAAUAUGCAUCAGUACCUAAGUGUAUCCAUACAGACACUUGCACAGAUACUGUCUAUGACACAGAAACACACAUACAUAUGUGUGUAUGUACAUCUGGAUAGGAACAGCCUCAGCUAUUGCAUCCUGCUUACUGGGAUUCAUUUGCCAGAGUGAGCCUGAUUUGCUCUGAUGUCCUCUUCAUCUGCCAUAACUUUGCCACACCCUGUGUCUGAUGCUGUGUCUCUUCCAUGUUCCAGGGCCUGAUCCUAUAGUCCCCCUACUUGGGCAAAGUUUGCAUAAGUCCUUCUUAUUGCAGUUACAUUUAUGCAAUGGUUGACUGUAAUGUUUCUUAAAAGCAGUGUUUUCUUUUUCUCUUCAGUGAGAAUGUAGAUGAGGCCAGGCUUACAGUACAGACUCUCUUCUGUAAACAGAAUUUCUCCAUAAGGAACUGGACAUUUUUGUGGGACACUGAGAGGUGUAAAUUCUGAUGAUUAAUCCAGUUUCUUAACAGGGUCUAAUGGCAAACUAAGGAUACGUUCCUCCAAUUUUUACACACAUGUUAAAGAAGCAUCUUCUGAAAAGGACUAAGAGAAUAAAAGAGAGCUCAAAGGCAAAUUAGUUUCUCAUUAUAGGUAUAUGUUAACUUUUUCCUGCAGGACUGAUCCUGUGAGGUGACAAGAGCCAUGCCUGUCAUGCCAAUUCCAGCGAGCAAGGGGCUGCUUAGGUCUUUAUGUUGAUGCCACGGUUCCUUCUGGCACAUCCUCUCUUUGCUUUUCCCCUCUAAGAAGUGCUCAGAGAAUUGUCAGCUAUACACACCAAAGCCUUGACAGUUAUCUGUGCCUCCUUUCUUCAACCAGUCUGUUUCUGAAACUUGUGGAACAGCCCACAGUAUUUUCAUUCUUCUACUUUUAGCUGCUGAAGUGGGCAGUGAGCUGAAGGGGUUUGUUUGCUGUUCUGCAUUUGACACAGACAUCAUUGGUGUCAAUUAUUGACAAGUAACCAGUAACACUGGCAAAAGGAGAGAGGUUCAGUGUUUGGAUGACAUGCCACAUACAGGCAGUUCUUAGCUAAUCCAUGCAGAGUGCAUGAGCAUGCAGGUCACACGGGAAUACCUCAGUGUCUGCUUGAAGCCAGCUUUCCUUUUCCUUAAAAACGAUACAGAAGUCCACCCGGAUUGUGUAAUAACCUUCUGCAAUGAUGUGUAUUUAAUCACUCAUUUCCCUGGGGUUUAAAUAAUCAGGCUUUUGAACACCCACCUCUGAGGGUUUUUCACAAGGAGAAGAACACAGGAGUGUGUUGUUUCCAAGGCUAAGGUAUUAACUUGGUGACUGCUGUAGCCGUCCAGGUUUGAACACGGAGGCUGAUUGUCCCCUCUGUGGUUGGUUUCUUCUAAAACAAGUGGGAUACUCGUGAGGGCCUGAUCUUCCACAACUGACUGUGGCAACUGAGGUAGAAUUCCUUUGCUUCACAGAUGCUUGUUUCCUUUUGAGAUCACUUAAUCAUUGACUUGAUUUUUGUAUGAAGGACCGGUACUAACAGCAGAUGAGCUUGCUCCUAAAGAUAGGGUGCAAUUAAUUUGGCCUGCCUGGCUUCACAUCCUUUCAAAGCCCAAUCUGUUGCGUGGCAGGCAAGGUCAUAAAGGUUUGGCACAAGGUGAGGUGGGUUUCUUGGGGCUAUUUCACAUCGUUUUCCAUCUGAUUGGAGAUCAGGAUUGGUUGCCUCUUAGCCUUCUCUGCAUCCUCUUUACUUUCCUUGGCUAGAAUGCUAAAAUUUGAAGUUCUUUGCCAGCUUCCAACUUUCCAGAGAGUGAGCCCAGAGACGAUGCAGUGCUUUUGUGCUGACAGAUGUCCAUUUUCAAACACUUUCCUAUGAAUAUCCAAACUAGUAAAUUAAAGAAAUCACCAGCAAUGCCUUCAGGCAAGUACUGACUUUCUGAAACUGCCAACCAAUGGCUGCUGAUCUAAAAUCUCUGGGCAAUACCACCAGGAAUGAAAUCUGUGGAUUAGCUAAAAAUGCAAUGUAAUUAAGUCCUCAAUAGUAAAAUCUGCAGCAGGAUUAAAUCAAGUGGAAAGCAGUUCUGAGAUUGUUACCAUCGAGGAAGACAAACGUUGAGUCCUUCAAAUUCUCUUGUUCAGUAAUUGCAGAUCCCUUCCCAUCCUUGGAGAUCUUCGAAGCCAUUCUCUCCCUUUUAAAUUUGCUCAGGCACCCAAGAACAUAAAGAGUUAAUGCCCUUGUAAUGGUCAUUUGUACAUAAAGCUGUAAUUAUUUAUUUUCUCAUUUGUACCAUACCAAGGCUUUGUACAAUGUUUUAA
Molecule: messenger RNA, 10625 nt
Organism: Colius striatus (speckled mousebird)
Lineage: Eukaryota; Metazoa; Chordata; Aves; Coliiformes; Coliidae
Gene: TTBK2
Product: tau tubulin kinase 2
Exons: 16
Coding region: 226-4215 (1329 amino acids)
Biological process (GO): cilium assembly; peptidyl-serine phosphorylation; signal transduction
Cellular component (GO): nucleus; ciliary basal body; cytoplasm
Molecular function (GO): ATP binding; protein serine/threonine kinase activity
Source: RefSeq, a predicted model, not a curated record